AUGACCAUAUCAAAGCAGUUCUUCUGGUGUUUUUUUCCCACCUUGCAUAGUUUGUAUUGUGCUGAUACGAGAAAUACUUGUAUUCAGGAUGUAUUUCUUGGUGGUGUAGACACAUCUGCUGUAACUGUCAGUUGGGCAAUGACGGAACUGAUCAAGAAUCCAGAAGUAAUGAAAAAAGUACAGGAAGAAAUCAGAAGUUAUGAUUUGGGAAUGAAAGGGAAGGUAGAAGAGUCAGACCUUCAUCAGUUCAUAUAUCUAAAGAUGGUGAUUACAGAGACUAUGCGACUACACCCACCAGGACCACUCUUGCUUCCGAGAGAGAGUAAAAAGCUCUGA
Molecule: messenger RNA, 336 nt
Organism: Papaver somniferum (opium poppy)
Lineage: Eukaryota; Viridiplantae; Streptophyta; Magnoliopsida; Ranunculales; Papaveraceae
Product: cytochrome P450 71A1-like
Exons: 2
Coding region: 1-336 (111 amino acids)
Molecular function (GO): oxidoreductase activity, acting on paired donors, with incorporation or reduction of molecular oxygen; monooxygenase activity; heme binding
Source: RefSeq, a predicted model, not a curated record